AGUGAAUGACCGGUAAUCUGAAAAGGACUAUAGGCGCGCGGCCUGUAGCGGUAGGCAAAGCAACGCCUUAGGCUGGCUAAUAUCUUCUCGCGUUGCCGUAGUGAAAUUUCGAAUCUUCUGUCGCAGCCACGAGGAUUUUGAAUGCAAGUUGUACUUCUACUUACGUCUAUGGCAGCAGGAACCACCUGGCGCCAUUACUAUCAACAUCAUGAACAACCAAGUUAUCGAUCCUUCUCCGUGCAGCUCCACCGGCAUCUCAGAAAACCAAAACUUUAGCCUAGAAAAUGACUCAUGUCCGUCGAGACGAGACGACUACGAAAUGAAUGACGGCCACGUGGUCCCAGAGGCGGAGUACACACUCCUUCCAGAGCCGAAGCGGCCCAUGAUUGAAAAGACAAGCAGGAGCUCUGGUGGAGCAAAUUCGAAUUCCUCGUCUGCAGUUGUCUGCAGUUCAUCUUCACCCACCGAGACGAACACGACGCAAAUUGAGAGCAAAGUGGUCAUGCCCUCUACUGCACCUCCUCGUUCGGGCGGCGUGGGGAAAAAUAAGUUCCAAAAAGAGGAGCAGCGCGCUGUGGAUUGUACUGCAGCUCCUUCUACUCAUCAGAGGACAUCAGACCCUGCAUCUCCAUCUUCACAGGCGAGGACGGCGUGUGAAGUGGAAAACUCAAAAAGCAUAUCUCCUCCCAACGUCCGUUUCAUUCUAUUCGACGCGGACUGGGAGAGAAACCGCUGCGUUCUCCGGUCCGACGAACCAAAAAAUGAUGUGGAGAACCACGACGAAAGUGACAAGCAAGCCCACAUCAUCGUCUGCAACACGACGACUCAAUACCGGAAAUGCGCAAAGCACGUCAAGAACUGGCUCCGGGCGGUGCCGGUCACGGCGGUGGAUGAUGAAGGAGAAGGCAAAAACGGCGCUGCUGGUCUUGACGAAACCAUCGACGAAGCCGAAAAAUCGUCGAAAAAAAGCAUCUUCACCCCACUGCCCAUCGUUCCCUCCAGGGUCAUCGAGAUUGGGUCCGCGCACGGGCAAACGACAAAGAUGCUGUACGACAGUUGCUGCAACUACGUGAAAUCGAAGAUCCCGGAGGAGAUCAAAGAAACACCGAAUUUCAAUAUGCAUUGCAGAAGUGUCGUACUAGUAUAAAUCGCAUGACAAAUUUUAUCAGGAAGAAAAUUGGAAUUUGUGAUGCAGAUUUGGGUAGGAAACCAGAUUUGUCAUGCAUGCCUGCAAUUCAUACGAGUACGAUACUUUUGCAGUGGAUAUUCAAGAAAAUGAAGCAAGACUUGGUGCAAAUAAUCGGGUUCGACAGCUGCUUCGAUAUGUACGAGCACGCGAGAAAACACUACGAAACCCCAGUUUUGGAAAAAGACGGGCCAAAAAACUGGCAAAACGCAGAUAACAACACGCAAUCCAAAACUCUCUGCUCCCUCCGGUACCACCGAGUGGACUGUUUAGAAGACCAGAGCUUCAUCAAAACGUGGGCGAAACCAGCGGAAGUUUGCUUCAUCGACAUCAACGGCACGAGGGAAUUGAAGGCGGUUUUUAAGUUGAUCUCCAGUUUAUUGGAAUCUGGUGUGACGUGCGGGGCGCAGUCAAGACUUGGGCGAAUCGAGAAGAAGUUUGUGGUGAAAAGCGAAAAAUUGUACGCGUUGAUGAAGGAAUAUGUUUCAACAUCGGGGAUGACGGAUAGAGAGGGGAACAAGCACGUCGAGGACAAGAAGCUGGGCAGCUGUACCAAGGAAGCUCAAGCUGCUGCGGAUGGACAUGUCGAAGAGACGGGUGAUGUGGAGAUGAAACAUGAGAACGAUGUCCUCAACGUCGUUCAUGAAAGUUGUCAGAGACAACAAAAACGGUCCGACGACGUCUUUUUCAAAACCGCGGGCACAGACUUCUUUACCCUUUUCCAGCAAAAAGCCGACAGCGAGGAGAUCCAGGGUCGGAGCAAAUUUCGCCGCAACGGCAAGGAUCUCGAAGACCGCUAUCCGCUCAAGCGCCCGGUAAGGUUUGUGCAGCUGGACACGGCAACCGGAAAACAAGAAAUUGAGAUUUGCCGCUUUCACAACUACGACAAAGAGAACGGGUGUAAAAGAUGGAAACUUGGGAAGUGCGACUUAGACCAUAGUCAUUGUCAUUACUGCUUGCAAAAGGGACAUAAAGCAGUUGAGUGUCCGUUGAUGCUGAAAGCAGAUGGCGUGGUUCUGGAGGGACUUGCUGCUGCUGGACCGUGUGCGGAAACAACAACUACCGAACUUGACAUCUCGUUGUCAACAACCUGUUCCACACCAGCAGGGAAAGCAAUCGCGCGGGCGAAGAAAGAGCGGCUCUCCACAGAUAACAACGACCCGAGCUCCUGUUGUCCCUACCUCUACGUGAUUGGCGGCCGGAACCGCGGAGACACGAUGCAGCAGUGCGAAAGGCUCAGGUUGGAUCGACUUGUUCUAUCUGGUUCCGGGGAUACUAGCAUGACAAAUUCCUCGCCUGAAGGGGGUAUAAAGUGGGAGCGGCUUCCGAUCCUCGACGAAGCGCGCGGGUCGCAUGGUUGCUGCGCAAUUAACUUUGCCAUGCAGAAGAACGAACAGGAAAGGAGCAAUGGCGCUGCUGUAGCAGAGCAGAAUGCGAAAGAAGCACACAUGCAGCUGGGAGAACAAAAAAUCCUCGUCGUCGCGGGCGGUGGGAGUUGCGACGGCAAUUUGGCCACCACGGAAAUCCUAGCCGACUUGGACACUACCGCGCCGGAGUUUCUGUUUCAGAAUCAUCAUGACAAAGUCGAAGCUCGCCCUCGCGGCUCCGGAAGACUCGACGGAGCAAAUGAUCACAGCGCCGUGGCAGCCGAUCUUCCAAAUCAGCUCCAGAACUACAACACAGACAGAUUCUCUCUCCGCUCCCUCCAAAAAGCGAAGUUGGCCACCGCGAGGCACGCCUUGUCUCUCGUGACCGUGCGGAACACGGCGUACGCUGUUGGCGGCUGGGAAUAUGGAACGGUGAGCUGCUCGUUGAUUGAAAAGCUCGUAUACAGCGACGAAAAGCAGAAGUGGACGUGGCAGCCGUGUUUCCAUCACCAGCCACGAAGGAAGAUGCUGCUGGGAAAAAACAACACGAAAAGAUCAGCCUCCUCGUCAUCGUCCAGUGCGUCGUCAUCUUCUGCGACGACAUCUGGUAAAGGUGGUACUAAAGACGGUGCUUUAACCGCUUCUAGAGCGAAGAACUCCUGCAAGUCUACUGGACGGGGACGUGGUGCAGCGGCCAACAACCGAAAAACGUCUCGCACAGGUUCAACAUCGGCGAAGAUGAAAGGUGGAAAACGACAACAAACAAGGGGAGACACCUUAGAGGACAACGUCGACCCGACCCAAAGCUCCCUUGUUCCCCAACCCCUCCCCACGGCCCGCCGACUAGCCGGCGUCACGGCUUUCAAAGACAGAUUUAUCUUCGUGUUCGGCGGAUUUGUCUCCGAAAAUCAGAAAACGGACAAAGUGGACUGCUUCGACUGCUUAAACCAGUGCUGGCUGCACCCAUCGGAUUCGGAAAAUGCAGAAGACAGGCUUUCCCCACUACCCGCAGACAUCAGGGAAAGUUGUGUGCAAGCAGUAGGGACCACGAGUUCAUCGUUAGGAAGUGGCAAAAAUGUGAUCUACCUUCUCCCGUUUGGAAACGGAAAGGCCGUUUACAAGGUUUUAGUGGGAGUCGAGGACGAGCAGUAUCAAAUGUAAAAAUGUCUGGGUCUGGAAGAAUGCAUGUUUGUCGUGCUUGUCUGGCAUGGCUCUCAAAUCUGUCAUGCACGUUACCCAAGAGCUCCAUUUUUCUGCGAUGCAGAAACGCAGUUUGUCAUGCAGAAUAGGCAACACCUAGAAGCUCAGAAACUUGUCAUGCCGAGCCAGCAUCUGUGGCCUCAUCAUGAGACGACACCCAGCAUCACAAGUUUCCAGACCCAGACAUUUUUACAUUUGAUAAGGAGCAACCGCGAACGAUCCUUCCGCAAAUCACACUCGCCUACGAAAAGCUCGUAUCCAAGAAAAAAACGUUGUUAGUGUAAAUUUGUGAUGCGCAACAUGCGAAGUGAUUGCGUCUGUAAUGCUUGGCAUGCAUCGUCGGGUCCAUUAAAGGGCGUUUUCGCGUACUAUCUGCGCAUGACAGGUGUCUGCUGUCAUGCCAGACAAAUUUGUAAUGCUGUUCCUACAAAAAAGUUACACCUACAAUGUUUUUUUCUUGGAUAGCUCGACUGCACCCUGCCGCUCCCGGAUUAUCACUGCUUUUCCGCCUGUGGGUACAACUUGUCGUCGCAUGUUGGUCAAGAACCUGCUAUGCAGAUGACCGCUGAACCACGAGCGGAUAUUGACGAGGUUGGAACUACCAGCAAGACCACGGAAGAAGUUCUGUCCAAUUCCAUCUUCGUCUGCGGGGGUAACAGCAAAGGCCAGCCGGUGCAGAAAGUUUUUCGGUUGGAUUUGGAAACACUGGAAUGGCAGACACUGCCCGAUAUGCUGAAUGCAAGAAGGAGAAGCGUGUGUCUGGCGGCAUAAGAUUAAGAGGACGUAGUAGGUGGAGAUGACAUCUGAAGAAGAGCUUGGGUGUCAUGCUUGUGCUUGCUUUUUGUUUUUAAACGAGUACUUACAACAUGGAAAAUGCAAAGCGACAAACUGGAACUUCAAAU
This is a messenger RNA of Amoebophrya sp. A120, 4655 nucleotides long. Lineage: Eukaryota; Dinophyceae; Syndiniales; Amoebophryaceae. The record is from the annotation of a GenBank genome assembly.